Messenger RNA from Talaromyces atroroseus, 1338 nucleotides. RefSeq lists its product as hypothetical. Gene Ontology annotation, molecular function: endopolyphosphatase activity; phosphatase activity. Lineage: Eukaryota; Fungi; Ascomycota; Eurotiomycetes; Eurotiales; Trichocomaceae. The record is from RefSeq and is a predicted model, not a curated record. Gene Ontology annotation, cellular component: cytoplasm. The coding region runs from base 1 to 1338 and encodes 445 amino acids. The transcript has 3 exons. Gene Ontology annotation, biological process: polyphosphate catabolic process.
AUGACUGGCGACAGAACCCGAGCAGGCGUCUGGUCUUCUAAACCCCCACGCAGCCUUGACUUGAACAUGGACAACAUCAGCGUGUCGAGUAGCAAUGAUGACGAGACACUGCAUAGCCCCUCUCAAAACGCGUUUUUCCAAAGCUUCCCACGGGGCAUUUCCCCCAAAUAUCCAUUGAUCAAUUACGUCACGAACAAAUGGGAUACCUCCCGCUCAUCAAGAGGCCGCUCGCUUUCCACUACGUCGAAUACUUCAUUUGACCGGCAUCGAUAUUCGUGGAUGGCAUUUAUCCUGUCCAUCGUAACGGCGCCGCGGUUUCGACGGUAUAUGGUCGUAUACGCUGUCCUGGUGGUGUUCGCUUACGUAGGAUGGGACUUUUUCCUGCAACCAAUGCUAGAAGAACGCAAAGUUAUAAUCGAAUCGCUGGAUGUUGCGGCUAUGGAUAAAGUUGGUGGCUGGUAUGGGACAAACUUGCGACCGGAAUUUGCCGAUAUCGUGACAAUGAGAACUCUUAGUCCAGACUUCCUGCCACGCCUUGAGAAAAGUAGUCGCCGCCAGUCUGGACGGCGGCGCCUACUCAUUGUUGGCGAUGUACAUGGCUGCCAAUAUGAGUUGGAACGACUAUUGAAGAAAGUUUCGUUCGAUCAGACCGCCGGAGAUCAUCUAAUAUUCACUGGCGAUAUGAUCAGCAAAGGUCCUGCGAGUGCUGGUGUCGUGGACAUCGCUCGUGAAUUGGGAGCUUCAUGCGUCCGAGGUAAUCAUGAAGACCGUAUCUUGCUUUUGCGAUCAGAGAUGAAACUUCGCAAUAUCUUAUCACCAGAAUCCGUCGAUAGGAAUGAAACUGCCCAGUCCGAUGUGGCUGAGCGAAAAAUAGCCAGAGAAUUGAGUGACGAACAGGCAGCGUGGCUGCAAGAAUGCCCAGUGAUGUUGAAGCUUGGAUCGGUCACCGGUAUGGGUGACGUCGUUGUUGUUCACGGCGGACUGGUCCCUGGCGUGCCGCUUGAGAGGCAAGAAUUGACGAGUGUUAUGUCCAUGCGAACUAUUGAUUUGGAGACUCAUGUUCCAAGCUCGGGCAAAGAAGGCAUGCCGUGGUUCAAACUAUUCAACCAAUACCACAAGCUUCUAGUAACAGGACAAGAGCGAAUCGACUCUUCACCCGUCCCCACUAUGACUGUAGUAUAUGGACAUGAUGCCUCUACAUCGCUCAACAUACGCCAGUAUACCAAAGGUCUGGACUCCGGAUGCGUUUACGGCCGUAAACUGAGUGCGCUUGUCAUCGAGGACGGUGGAAAGAAUGAAGUUGUGCAAGUGAAAUGCAACGAAUAUGUGAAAUCGUGA